AUGGGGCAUGCAGUGGGGUUGAAAAGCAGCUCUGGGCAUGAACAGGAAGGAGGAAGAGGGCUCCAGGAUGUAAGUUUUAUCCCUGCUUUGUGCCUGUUAGUUUCCACUAAAACCUCAUCCUCAAGACAAGAUUCAGGCAUCAACAUGAAGUGUAUCCUAUUAACCUUACUGAUAACUGGUGUUACUUCAUUAUUUGUUGAAGACGUUGAAGAUCUAAGUCACUUUUUCUAUUUAUUAUACCUGAAAUCCAGUUACCAGCCCUGUGUGGGGACUCUGAUCGCUCCUCAGUGGGUGUUGACGGCAGCACACUGCUUCUUACCAGAUCUCCAGGUCAUCUUAACUGCUGGAGCCAACAAUUUUCAAGGCGUCACUGGGGAGAUUCUGCCUUAUGAGGAGAUUGUAGUGCACCCAAACUUCACUGUGACUUCACCUAAAAAUGAUCUUAUGCUGAUAAAGUUGUCUAUACCUCUCACCUUCUUCUCCUCCAGCAUUUUUCAGUUGCCUACUGCCAAGAUAAAGGGAGUUCCAGAAUGCUUGGUUUACACCUGGGUAGAGAAUAAAGAAUCUAUUGGAAAUCCAGGCAGUAACCUGUACUACAUUGUGACUGAAUUGAACACUGAUUUAAUCUGCAAAGCUAUACUGGGUGAAAAGUUCCUUGAAGACAUGUUCUGUAUUGGACACACAGGAAGAAGCACAGAUAAAUGCCAGGUGUCUACAGCUGCACCAGCCACAUGUGGCGGUGAAUUACAAGGAAUUAUGUCUUGGGCAGCUGGAUGUAUUCUGACAGAUCAUACUGUUGUCUUCACUGACAUCUUCAGCUACAUUCCAUGGAUCAAGAACAUUAUUUCUACAAGAUAAGCUGAUACAGAUCUCCAUCGA
This is a messenger RNA of Hippopotamus amphibius kiboko, 879 nucleotides long. RefSeq names its product serine protease 58-like. Gene Ontology annotation, molecular function: serine-type endopeptidase activity. Gene Ontology annotation, biological process: proteolysis. The coding region runs from base 1 to 858 and encodes 285 amino acids. The transcript is spliced from 6 exons. Lineage: Eukaryota; Metazoa; Chordata; Mammalia; Artiodactyla; Hippopotamidae. The record is from RefSeq and is a predicted model, not a curated record.